AUGUUCAACAAAUCCUUCGGAACUCCGUUUGGAGGCAGCACUGGUUUUGGGACGACUUCAACUUUUGGACAAAAUGCCGGCUUCGGUACGACGAGCGGAGGAGCGUUUGGAACGUCGGCCUUUGGGUCAAACAAUAACACUGGAGGCCUCUUCGGAAGCACGCAGACAAAACCAGGAGGAUUGUUUGGCUCAACUACCUUUAAUCAGCCAGCCACCUCCUCCACCAGCACCGGCUUUGGGUUCGGAACAUCGACCGGGACGUCAAACAGCCUGUUUGGCACUACCAGCACUGGUGGAGGCCUCUUCUCCUCCCAGAAUAAUGCCUUUACGCAGAACAAACCAUCCGGGUUUGGAAACUUUGGAACUAGUACGAGCAGCGGAGGUCUCUUCGGAACCACUAACACAACUUCCAAUCCUUUUGGGGGAACCUCUGGCUCUCUCUUUGGUCCGACUAGUUUCACCGCUGCCCCAACCGGCACAACCAUCAAGUUCAACCCCCCGACUGGUACAGACACCAUGGUGAAAUCUGGAGUUAGCACAAACAUCAACACCAAGCACCAGUGCAUCACUGCCAUGAAGGAAUACGAAAGCAAAUCUCUGGAGGAACUCCGUUUAGAAGACUAUCAGGCAAACAGGAAGGGGCCUUCCAAUCCUGUAGGAGCAGGAGCAGCUGCAGGGCUGUUCGGGUCUUCCACGGCGACAUCAAGCACAGCUACAGGGCUCUUUGGCUCUUCGACCACUAAUACAGGUUUUUCGUACGGACAGAAUAAAACUGCUUUUGGAACCAGCACGACUGGCUUUGGGACAGGAACAACAGGUGGUCUUUUCGGCCAGCCAUCUCAAACGACGAGUCUCUUCAACAAACCGUUUGGACAAGCCACGACGACGCAGAACACCGGCUUUUCCUUCGUCAACACCAGCACGCUGGGGCAGCCAAACACCAACACCAUGGGUCUCUUUGGGGUCACCCAGCCCUCACAGCCCGGAGGCCUUUUUGGAACAGCGGCCAGUACAAAUGCUGGGACUGGAUUUGGAGCUGGAACGGGUCAUUUUGGACAGACGAACACGGGAUUUGGUGUUGGCAGUUCGACUCUGUUUGGGAACAAGCCGGCAGGAUUCGGAACCACCACGACCAGUGCUCCCUCCUUCGGCACGACCACUGGCGGCGGACUCUUUGGUUUUGGUGCCAACACUGCUGGAAGUAGCUUGUUUGGAAGUAAGCCUGCCACUGGGACUCUGGGAACUGGUCUUGGAACAGGGUUUGGAACAGCUCUUGGGGCGGGACAGACCUCUUUGUUUGGAAGCACCCAGCCUAAACUCGGUGGGACGCUGGGAACAGGAGCCUUCGGAGCCCCGGGGUUCAAUACAUCGACAGCUCCCCUGGGCUUUGGAGCCCCUCAGCCUGCUGUGGCACUGACAGAUCCAAAUGCAUCGGCUGCCCAGCAAGCUGUGCUUCAGCAGCAGCUCAACAGCUUGACUUACUCGCCCUUUGGAGACUCUCCGCUCUUUAGGAACCCCAUGCCAGACCCGAAGAAGAAGGAAGAGAGGCUGAAGCCCACGAAUCCAGCAGCUCAGAAGGCUUUGAUGACCCCCACCCACUACAAACUGACUCCCCGUCCCGCCACCAGAGUGCGACCGAAAGCGCUGCAGUCAGCUGGCUCCGCCAAAUCUCAUCUUUUUGAUGGUCUCGACGAUGACGAGCCAGCCCUAACCAAUGGAGUAUUCAUGCCAAAGAAGAGCAUCAAAAAGCUGGUUCUGAAGAAUCUCAACUGUCGGAAUCUCUUCUCACCUGUCAAUCGAGAAAAUGAAGACCUGGCGUCUCCGUCGGAGUACCCGGAGAAUGGCGAUCGGUUCUUUUUGUCGGUACCUCCCGAUGACAACCUGAGACAAGAUGGUGAGCGAGAGGAGGAGGAGGACCAUCAUGAAAUCACUCGAUUUUACACGAACCCCAUCGCCAAGCCCAUCCCGCAGACCCCGGAGAGCACGGGGCACAAACAGCCGAGCAGCGUGGACGACACCAUCGUGGCUCUGAACAUGCGGGUGGGCUUGCGGAACAGCCUGGAGGGCAGCAGCGAGGAUGCCUCGUUUCACGAUGAUUCUCUUCAGGAUGAGCGUGAGGAAGAGCCCGAAACUGUCCAUCAUCUGCACCCUGCAGGAAUUGUGCUAACACGAGCCGGCUAUUACACCAUCCCCUCCAUGGAGGAGCUGGCUAGACUGACCGGUGACAGAAAUGAAUGUGUCGUGACAGGCUUCACCAUAGGCCGCAGAGGUUACGGAUCAAUUUACUUUGAAGGAGAGGUGGAUCUGACUAACUUGAAUCUGGACGACAUAGUCCACAUCCGUAGAAAAGAGGUCAUCGUUUACCCCGACGACGAAAGAAAGCCGCCUGUUGGUGAAGGUUUGAACAGGCGAGCUGAGGUUACUUUGGAUGGAGUCUGGCCUACGGACAAAACAUCUCGUUGCCUGAUCAAAAGCCCGGAGCGACUGGCAGAGAUGAACUACGAAGGCAGACUGGAGUCUGUGUCUCGGAAGCAGGGUGCUCGAUUCAAGGAAUACCGCCCAGAGACUGGCUCGUGGGUGUUCAAGGUGCCACACUUCUCCAAGUACGGCUUGCAGGAUUCGGAUUCGGAGGAAGAAGAUCAUACUUCAAAAGUGGAUACCAAGAAGUUGAAAACGGCACCUGUGCCGCCCCCAGGGCACCUGCCACCCCAGCAAAUGACCCUGGAUGGCAGCAAGCCAACGCCUCCGUCUCAGAUCCCCGAAGUGGAGCAGCUGGGCAGGGUUGUGGAACUGGACAGUGACAUGGCAGACAUCACCCAGGAGCCUCCCCAGGAGCCCGUUGUAGAAGAUGACAUAAUAGAAGAGCCAGAGGCAGUGCCUGCUUCGACCCACAUCGCCUCCACCCUGGGUAUUAACCCCCAUGUCUUACAGAUUAUGAAAGCUUCCUUGCUUGCUGAUGAAGAUGACCUCGAUUGGAUCCUGGAUCAUUAUCCUGGGAAGCAACCUGUGAAAACGGAUACUUCUCAAGAGAUCUGUUCUCCGAGGCUCCCUAUUUCAAAAUCACAAGGACAGAAAAGAUACUCAGCUGGUGGGCUGCUGCAAUCCAAGUUUGCUAAUGUGAUUUUCCAGCCACCGAGUGCUGCCCCGCAAGAUCUCAAGGCACCAGGGACCCUGAGCAGUCCCCCUCCUACUGCCCUCUGGUCGGCGACUUCUCCGUUGGCAUCUGUGUUCACUGUCCCUCCCUCAGUCCCCGAAGUACAGAUUAAAACAGUCGGUGUCCGCAGGCAGCAGGGCCUCGUGCCUCUGGAGAAGUCCAUCACCUACAGGAAAGGGAGGCUCCUGAUGGAUAUGGGACUCUUCAUGGGGCGCUCGUUUCGUGUUGGUUGGGGACCCAACUGGACGCUUGUCAAUUGUGGAGAUGUACUGAGUGGAUCAAGUGAAGUGGAAGAUCUUCAGUGUGAGUCCGUGGAAUACGGAUUCCUGCCAACUCCUGUUGCUCCAAAAUCACUCUCAGAAUCCUCUUUCAAGGUUCACGUGGAGAAGCUGAGCUUAGAACAACGGCAGGUGGACAGAGACCAGAUGUAUCUCAUCCCUCUGGAGAUAAAGCUGAAGCACAGCACUGUCCAUAUGGAUGAGCACUGUCCUCUUCUGGCCCCCAACCCCGGAGUUUCUGCUAUCCACGACUAUGCCGACUGGGUUAGGAAGGUGUCUGAGGAUCCUGCUGUGACAGAAACUGUGGUGAAGCACUGGUGCUUGACGUGGACUUUAUGCGAAGCCAUUUGGGGGAACUUGAAGGAGCUGGAGGCCAGCUUGGAGGAGCCCAGUGAGUACCUGCUGGCCCUGGAGCGCAGGAGAGCCUUCUCUCGCUGGCUGUCGGAGACUGCUGCGGGACGGAUCGAGGAGGAAGUCUCGUUGUCCCGACAUGGGAAUCACGUCGAGGCCGUGUUCAGCUGCCUGACUGGGAAGAGGAUCGGUGAAGCUUGCAGGCUGGCCCAGCAGUCAGGUGACCACAGGCUGGCUCUGCUCCUCUCCCAGCUGGCUGGCAGCCAGCCCGUGCGGGACCUCCUCACCAUGCAGCUGGUGGACUGGCACAGGCUGCAGGCAGACUGCUUCAUCCAGGAAGAGAGACUGCGGAUCUUUGCCCUGCUUGCAGGAAAGCCUGUGUGGCAGCUGUCGGAGAGAAUAAGCAUCAAUGUGUGCUCGCUGCUGGACUGGAAGCGUUGCAUGGCUGUCCACCUCUGGUACCUGCUUCCACCAACAGCUUCUAUUUCCAAGGCACUUGCCAUGUACGAGUCGGCGUUUCAGAACACCCCAGAGUGUGAGAAAUACGCGUGCUGUCCUCUGCCUCCCUACCUAGAAGAUUCUGGUUGUGUGAUUGAAGAAGACGAUGCAGGAAGACCUCUGAGGGAUGUCUGUUUCCAUUUGUUAAAGCUCUACAGUGACAGGCACUAUGAUCUUGACCAGCUGCUCGAUCCCAGGAGCGUAACGUCUGACCCUCUGGACUAUCGUCUCAGUUGGCACCUGUGGGAAGUGCUCAGAGCCCUGAAUUACACCCAUCUGUUCAAGCAGAGUCAGGGAGUGCUGAACGCCAGCUACGCUGCCCAGCUGGAAAGCGAAGGGCUUUGGGAGUGGGCUGUCUUUGUGCUGCUGCAUGAGCCUGACACGCACAUUCGGGAGAAGGCCGUGCGGGAGCUCCUGAGCCGGCACUGCGUUCUCUCCGAGACACCCGAGUCUUGGGCCAAGGAGACUUUUCUGACGCAGAGGCUCUGCGUCCCUCCCGAGUGGAUUCAUGAAGCGAAGGCGGUUCGAGCAAGGAUGGAGGGUGACAAGCAUAAAGAAGCCCUCUUCUUGUUCAAGGCUGGGCACUGGAACCAGUGUCACAAGCUGGUCGUCAGGCACUUAGCUUCAGAUGCCAUUAUUAAUGAGAACUACAAGUACCUGAAAGGAUUCCUGGAAGAUCUUGCCCCUCCGGAGCGUAGUGCGCUCAUCCAGGACUGGGAGACGGCCGGGCUGGUCUACCUGGAUUACAUCCGUGUGAUUGAGAUGCUUGAUAGGAUUCAACAGCUGGAUUGUUCCACCUACGAGCUGGAGCGGUUACAUACCAAAGUGACGUCGCUGUGCAACAGGAUAGAGCAGAUCCAGUGCCGCAGCGCCAAGGACCGCCUGGCCCAGUCAGACAUGGCCAAGCGCGUUGCCAACCUGCUGCGGGUGGUCCUCAGCCUGCAGCACGCCCCGGAGCCCCUCGCCGACUCCGCGCCCGACCCGCAGCGCGUCCCUCUGCGCCUGCUCGCCCCCCACAUCGGGCGGCUGCCUCUGCCGGAGGACUACGCCCUGGAGGAGCUCCGCAGCCUCACCCAGUCCUACCUGCGGGAGCUGACCGUGGAGACCCACUGA
Messenger RNA from Tauraco erythrolophus (red-crested turaco), 5394 nucleotides. The record is from RefSeq and is a predicted model, not a curated record. NCBI's taxonomy places the organism in Eukaryota, Metazoa, Chordata, Aves, Musophagiformes, Musophagidae.